Pteronotus mesoamericanus is the source of this 2795-nucleotide messenger RNA. Its product is annotated as tripartite motif-containing protein 5-like. The coding region runs from base 419 to 1906 and encodes 495 amino acids. Gene Ontology annotation, biological process: regulation of viral entry into host cell; regulation of protein localization; protein polyubiquitination. The record is from RefSeq and is a predicted model, not a curated record. Gene Ontology annotation, cellular component: cytoplasm; nucleoplasm; cytosol. NCBI's taxonomy places the organism in Eukaryota, Metazoa, Chordata, Mammalia, Chiroptera, Mormoopidae. Gene Ontology annotation, molecular function: zinc ion binding; protein kinase binding; ubiquitin protein ligase activity. The transcript has 9 exons.
CUCUGCUCCUCCCGAUCCCCGUGGCCUCUGGCUUGCGGAGUGAAUCCUGCCCAGGACUGCGCCUCAGGCUGGAACUCCAGGACAAGUGCAUAGGCUUCUUCCCAGGAAGAUUGGGGUCCCCUUUUCUUGGAGCUCCUGAGAGAACCCCUGAGCCUACACGGUGGCCAUAUUGAGAACUUGUGGGACAAUGAGCAUCAUUGUGCUACCACUCAUGCUGCCACUCUGAUAGCCUCUCAGACUGACUGUCAGCAUCGUUUCCAAUUUAGGUGGUCAUUCACCUUCAUGUGACCUGAAGAGAUAUAAACUUCCAGGUCACUUAGCUGUUCAGGAAACAGAACAUGUCAACAAAGGCUGCCUCAGAAAUCUGUGAGCCAGAGGAACUUCAGAUCAGGACAGAGAGAACAGGGAAGCAGCUGCAAUGGCUUCAGAAAUCCUGGCGAACAUGAAGGAAGAGGUGACCUGCCCCAUCUGCCUGGGGCUCCUGAGAGAGCCCAUGAGCCUGGACUGUGGGCACACCUUCUGCCAAGCCUGCAUCACUGCAAACAGCAAGGAACCCAUGGUCAGCAAAGAAGGAGAGAGCAGCUGCCCUGUGUGCCGAAUCAAUUACCAGCCUGGGAGCCUGCGGCCUAACUGGCACGUGGCCAACAUAGUGGAGAUUCUUCAAAAGGUCAAGUUGAGCCCAGAGGAGGAGCAAAAGACAGAUCUGUGUGUGCACCAUGGAGAGAAGCUCCUGCUCUUCUGUAAGGAGGAUGGGAAGUUCAUUUGCUGGCUUUGCGAGAGGUCUCAGGAGCACCGAGGUCACCCGACUUGCCUCAUGGAGGAGGUUGCCCAGGAGUACCAGGAAAAGCUGCAGGCAGCUCUGAAUGGGCUGAGGGCUGAACACAAAGAAGCUGAGAAACUGGAAGCUGACAUCAAAGAAGAGAGAACUUCCUGGAAGAAUCUAAUACAAAAUGAGAGCCAAAUUGUCCAGGAUUGCUUUAAAAAAAUGAGAGGCUUCCUGGACACUGAGGAGCGGAAGGAGCUGCAAAAGCUGAAGAGGGAAGAGGAACAUGUUCUCUGUGUCCUGGAACAGUCUGAGAAUGAGCUGGUGAAGCAGAGGCAGUUGUUGAAAGAUCUCAUCCCAGAUCUGGAGCUUCGGUUGCAGGAGUCAACGAGGAAGAUGCUGCAGGAUGUGAAUGGCAUCAUCGAAAGGAGUAAGACCUUCACUCUCAAGAAACCAAAAACUGUCUCCAAGAUAGUACGGAGAGUGUUCCAAGCUCCUGACAUGAGCGGGAUGCUGGAAGUGUUGAAUGAACUGCCAUAUGUGCGCCGCUACUGGGUUCACGUGACCGUGGAUCCUCCUGAAGAUAAAUCAACACUUGCUGUUUCUGAGAAUCAAAGAGAAAUCAGGGUUUGCAUUCCUUGGAUAUUACUUUUUUGCCAUAAUGAUGAUUAUGAUACAUUUGGUGUCCUCGGCUCACCAUUUAUUACAUCAGGGAAACAUUACUGGGAGGUAGACAUAUCAGAGAAACGUGCCUGGGCUUUGGGAGUAUGUGGUGAAAAAUUCCCUCACUCAAAUAUGAAGAGUUUUAUUAAACAAGGUAACAAUUGUGAACAGGUUUACUCUAGAUAUCAACCUAAAUAUGGCUACUGGGUAAUAGGAUUAGAGAAUCAAUCUCAAUAUAAUCCUUUUGCAGAAUCUUCCUCCUCUAAUCCCUUGAAAUUAACCCUCUCCCUGACUGUUCCUCCCCGUCGUGUUGGGGUUUUCCUAGACUAUCAUGCUGGCACUGUCUCAUUUUUUAACAUCACAGACCAUGGGUCUCUUAUCUAUAAAUUCUCCUCAUGUUCCUUUCCUCAGAAAAUUUUUCCGUAUUUCAAUCUUAUGAAAUGUAAUGGUGCCAUGAUACUGUGUUCUCCAAAUUCUUAAGUCGCUUACACCCUCAACCACCUCUAUGUAGUGCCACUGGCCUUGGAUACAUCUCAUGAACUGAGCUUACCUGCACCAUUCUCUCAUCUUUCUCUUGUUGCCCCUCCUCUUUUUCCCAUUUGAACAUCCUUCAUUCAUCAUGAGGGUGUACCAUUUGCCUCAUGUCAUAUUUUCCCCCAAAUCGUGUUGCACUAAGAAAGGAUCUUAAUUCAUCUCUUUCUGUACUCCCAAAGAAAUCACUAAUGCCUCAUAAAAGUAUAGUUAUGGAGGUGACAUCUCUACCAAUUUCUACUAUCUCAUUUCCUCUGCUGCUGAAUGGCAAGAUGAAUGAAAGCUUUUCAAGAACUUUUGUUUAUGAUUAAAGACUUUGUCUAGGAAUCAUUGACUCAGAGUGAGUCUCAAAGGUAUGUCAGUUUACCCAUCAUGUUCUUUAUGCAUCAAGGAGUAAAGGAGAAUUUUGAAGAAUAGUAUGUUCUAAGAGUGGAGCUUUGUAUCCACAGUAUCUGAGGUCAAGCCCAGUCUCUCCAAAUAUACACAGUGAAUCGUGAAUAAGAUACUUGAAUGCUGAUUUCAUUUUCUUAAAAUAAUCCUGGUAUAAAAAUCACACCAGAAAUAGGAUUAUUGUGAGAAGAAAAAUGCCAUUAAGUAUAAAAUAUAUAACUGUUUCAAACAUUUUCUCUACUAAUUAUUAAAAAAAUACAAGCUGUGCCAGUGUCUCAUGAACAGGUUUGUGCUUACAGGGGCAAUGGGGUGGUUUCUAUCAAAGUCUCAUGUUUCAGAUCCCAGAUACAUCUGUGUCACCACCAAGGCCACGCCAGCUCUGCCUGUGUUAGACCAGUGUGUUUCUGUGUGUGUGUGAGUGUUGUACAUGUGAUGGUGAAAUUAUUAU